Molecule: messenger RNA, 1547 nt
Organism: Morone saxatilis (striped sea-bass)
Lineage: Eukaryota; Metazoa; Chordata; Actinopteri; Moronidae
Gene: fam174b
Product: family with sequence similarity 174 member B
Exons: 3
Coding region: 567-983 (138 amino acids)
Source: RefSeq, a predicted model, not a curated record
UAUUCUCUCUUUUUAAAGAACGUCUUCAUUAAAUGAGGUGCCAAACAUGAACCGCUGACACAAAUACUUUAUGCUUGUCAUGUCUCCCAACUGAAGCUGCCAACAUACUUGUCCUGGUGUCUGUAGGUACUAGGAAGUACGAGGGUGCCUCGAAGGCAGCACAAGCCCACAUAUAAUGAUCCUCUUCAGCACUAGGAACAGCGGGCCAGCCUGCAGAGCUCUUCCGGAGGCGGAUAAUCCCCAUCUCUCUACACGAAGUCCUAAUGCAAUCAGGAAGGGAUUGCUAUAACUCGCCUCAAAGGAAAAAAGAAACGUUUUGGAAGGCAAAAUUUGCAAGAUAGGACCUAGAAGUCCCCCAUCAGGAAGAGCUCGGGCGGGCAGAGAGAUGGAUAUUUGCGUCUCACAUUUUCUUUAUUGUGUAUAGUAACAUUUGACAUUGAUAAGCCGAUCCUCUAUAAUAUGACAGCUGCUGUCGCAUUUCAUCUAGUUUGGAGAAACUACUGAGAGAUCCUGCUUGCGGUUUUUAUCUUUUUCUUCCCCCCCUCUCUUCUUCUUAUUCCGGCACCAUGGUGACAUACAAUCUGGCUUUAACUUUAAUUAUUGCGGCUCUUUGGCGGGUCAGCGGCUCACCACAAACUCUCGUGCCCGUAACGACGCAGUUCAAUUCAACGUCGUCAUCAUCAUCCAUCAUCAGCGAAGAUGAACCGACACAUAAUGUGACAGAGGCUGCCGUGGGAUCCCGCAUUUCAUCCAUAAUGACCUAUCUCCCAACUCUGAAAAACAUUGUUAUUUUCAUCUGCGUGUUAACAGCUGCUCUCAUCACAUGUCUGGUCGUCAAAGUGAUCAGAACUGGCAGACGAAUCAGAAAAACACGGAAAUACGACAUUAUAACGACACCUGCGGAGCGUGUGGAGAUGGCUCCUCUUAAUGAGGAGAAUGAUGAUGACGAUGACUCAACCCUCUUUGAUGUCAAAUAUAGGUGAAUCCCGGCAUGGACAUCGAUAUUUUAUAUCUCCUGUUUUGCCUGAGACAACUCAAGUGAUUUUCUGUAUUUUUGUUUUGCCAAGUCUUACCAAAUCAGCAACGUCAUAUGCUGCGUGUACAUGGCUUUUUAUCUGUGUUUUAAAGACUGGAGCUGCAUAGUUAUCAUUGUUUGCUGCUUUUCUGAUGCUUUUAUCAUGUGGCCCAAAUAACCAGCCCAGUACUUUAAUAUUAAAUCAGGCUGUUGGAGUUCAGUCGUCUUCAUAACCACUAAUUAUUUCUGACAGUUAUUGUCAUUUACAUUUAAUUUUUACACUUGAGCUAUAGUAUGCUGGGCUGAGCCGAGGGGUUUAUAAUAGAAAGCAGUGCAGAUAUUAAAAUGCUGGAUAAAUCGCACUUUGUGAUUUUUAUCUUUAAAUUAAAGGUCCAUUUAAUAGGAUUUAGUGGCACCUAUCAGUGUAGUUGCUGCUUGCAUCGCCAUCGCCUCACCCUCCCGUUCCAAGCUUGUAGGAGAAACUAUAGCUGAUUAUCCACCAAUGAAAGCAUAUAUAUGAAUAUUAUAUCCC